AUGACUACGAUUGUGGCAAAGCAUGGGAACUUCCCUUCCAACGUAACGGCCAACAACGAAUGGGCUCCCUUGAGAUCCGUGAUCAUUGGAAGAGCGGACAAUUCGUGUUUUCCUUAUGAGGCUCCUCAUAUGAUUGAGGCAACCAUGCCGCCCCGGUUUCAUGAGGCUUUCAAGCCUGCGAACCCCUUCCCCCCCGAAAUUGUUCGUGGUGCUGAGGAAGAGCUUGGAAACUUUGCCUUAUUGCUACAAAGCCAGGGCGUCAACGUCUUCCGCCCAGCAAAAGUGGACUGGCUUCAAACAGGUGGAUACACUGGGGCAAUGCCUCGUGAUGGACUGCUUGUUGUUGGCAAUACUAUCAUCGAGUCCUGCUUUGCGUGGAAGUGUCGUGUUGAUGAAGUGGCUAACUCGCUUGGGAACCUUCUCUCGAAGCUGGGGGCUAACCCUUCUGUAAAAGUCGUCCGCGCUCCACGACCACCUUCGCCAGAUACACUCUAUAAUGGCAUACUCGAAGACCCUGGAAGUCAUGAAUGGGCCAUCAACAACAGUCGCCCGGCCUUUGAUGCUGCCGACUUCAUGCGCUUCGGCUCCACCAUCAUUGGUCAGCUGAGCAACGUCACCAACAUGAAGGGAGUCGAAUACAUACAACUCCAUGUCCCAUCCGGCUAUAAAAUUGAGCUCCUAGAUGUCAACGACCCGCAUGCGAUGCAUAUCGAUGCGACGUUAUUGCCAUUACGGCAAGGCCUGAUGGUCUAUAAUCCGCUUCGAGUCACUGAGGAGUCAUUGCGUCGCCAUGCGGCCUUCAAGGAUUGGGAACUAGUCUCGUAUCCUUUCGUCAAAUCGGUGCAAGCAGUAGAAGAAGCAACCGGUGGGGUGCCUCGGUUCAUGACAAGCGCGUGGCUUGUGAUGAACGUGCUGGUCCUAGGACACGACAAGAUUGUGGUCGAGGAGCAGGAUCAUGAAUUCGUAAAAUGGUUAGAGGGAAGAGGGAUGGAGGUUUUGAAAGCUCCAUUCCGCAAUGUGCAUGCUAUUGGUGGUAGUUUCCAUUGUGCUAGCGUUGACUUGGUACGAUCAUAG
Lindgomyces ingoldianus is the source of this 1074-nucleotide messenger RNA. RefSeq lists its product as uncharacterized. Gene Ontology annotation, molecular function: amidinotransferase activity. NCBI's taxonomy places the organism in Eukaryota, Fungi, Ascomycota, Dothideomycetes, Pleosporales, Lindgomycetaceae. The coding region runs from base 1 to 1074 and encodes 357 amino acids. Gene Ontology annotation, cellular component: mitochondrion. The record is from RefSeq and is a predicted model, not a curated record. The transcript has 2 exons.